UAGGUACAGAAGAAUUUAUGCUGCAGAUAGUAUGAAAAAUGAAUCCGAACACUAUAUGUGCAGUCAACACUUGUCCAGGUAACUUGAGAAACGCUUCGGCAGCCUUAUUUUUUGCGUUGAUCAACACGAUCACUGCUGCGAAAUGUUCUUUCGCAUCGCCCAACGAUUAUCCCGAAGACUACGGACCAUUUUUGAAAGAUGAGGAUGAGUUUGAUUUUAUUGUGGUCGGUUCAGGAUCGGGUGGGUCCAUCGUGGCAAACCAAUUGAGCCAAAAUCAGAAUUGGAGAGUUCUUGUUUUGGAAGCUGGAGGAAUUCCGUCUGCUAAUAGUGACAUUCCGGCUCUCCUCUUCAGUCUCCAAAGGUCAGAAGAAGACUGGAGAUACAAAACGCAACAGACCCAAGGUCCCAAAGGUUCCUGCUUGGGAGGUAACGACAAACAAUGCAACUGGCCAAGAGGAAAAACGUUGGGUGGAAGCAGUUCCAUAAACGCCAUGAUAUAUAUCAAAGCAAAUAAGAAAGAUUAUGACGAGUGGGCUGACAUGGGCAACCCUGGUUGGGAUUGGAAGAACGUCAAAGACUAUUUCACGCAACUGGAGAACGUCCAACCGCCUGACGAUAAGAUUACACAUCUGGGUACCAAAGGGUUGCUGCCAAUUACGAAGACACGACACAAUAGUCCGCUUAGAAAAUCUAUGAACAAAGGAUUCCUUGAACUAGGAGUUCCAAUCCUUAGCGAACAAAAUCCCGAAAACCCCAUAGGAACAGUGGACGCCCCGAUCUGUGUCCACAAUGGUAUUCGGUCAAACACUGGCAGGGAAAUCUUGGGUGCAGUCAAAAACCGAAAAAAUCUAUUUACCAGUCUACAUUCCAUGGUGCACAAACUGAUAAUAGAUCCGAAAACGAAAAUGACCAAAGGAGUAGAAGUUAAAGUUGGCAAUACAACUCUACGUUUACGAGCAAAGAAAGAAGUGAUACUUUCAGCAGGUACAGUUGGCUCAGCGCAAUUACUGAUGUUGUCAGGAGUUGGUCCCAAACAACACUUGACUGACUUAGGAAUAGAAACGAUUAAAGAUUUACCAGUUGGAAAGAAUCUACAAGAUCACUUGAUGUUUGUUGCAUAUGAGCUUAAGCUAGACUUAAACGCUAUCGUACCUUUCGAUCCGAUUGAUGCCAUCUACGAAUAUUUUAAACACAAAACUGGACCUUUGAGCAACAUUGGUCUAACUAACUACUUGAACUUUGUUAAUACCCGCAACGAUUCUAUCUGGCCGAGCAUCUCUUACCACAACCUCAUCUUAAAUCCUAAUGACGAGUCAACUUUUUAUAUGCUUUUUAGAGCUCAUAAUAUUCCCGAUGAAGUAAUCAAAGAAAAAAUAAAAAUAUGUAAAGAUAGACCUUGUCUGGCUCACAUGCCAGUGUUAUUAUCUCCAAAGUCUAGAGGUGAGAUCCUUUUAAACAGUACCAGCGUGUAUGACCAUCCUCUUAUAAACACUGGCUACUUGACGGAUGAAGAUGAUGAAGAUCUGCAAGUAUUUCUGGAAGCUAUCAGAUUCUCAGAUGAGUUGUUCUUCAAGACCGAAGCUUUGAAGGUACAUAAUCCGGAACUAAUACGGCCUAUAGCACCCGCUUGCGACUCAUACAAGUAUCAAUCCGAUGACUACUGGAAAUGCGUUUUGAGGCACUAUGCCAUCACCAUCUACCAUCCUUCCAGUACGUGUACCAUGGGUCCUGACGAAAACACUGCCGUGGUAGACUCGAGGCUGCGAGUUCACGGCAUUAAGAACUUAAGAGUGGUAGAUGCCAGUAUUAUGCCUCGUUUAGUUAGCGGGAAUACUCAUGCGCCCACUAUGAUGAUUGGACUAAAAGGCGCUGAUAUAAUAAAAGAAGACUGGUCGUAGUUGAACUGCCAUUUGUUGGACUUUUAUGAAAUGUAUAUAAUUUAUUAAUAUCGUUAGGUGAAUAUUCAUCAUCAUCAAUAGCUACUCCAUCCAUCGUCGCAUGAAAGCCCUCCUUAGGUUUGUCCAUUCAUUUCUGUUCGUUGUUUUAGCAUGCAUUCGUGGCUAGCCAUUCGCUUGAUGUCAUCAGUUCAUGUUGUUUGUGGUCUACCUCGACUCAUCUUGUUUGCUCUUGGUCGCAAUUCAACGAUCGCUUCGUACAACGGUUGUCUUUCAUUCUUCCUAUGUGUCCUGUCCAGUUCCAUUUUAACAUGGCAAUAUUCUGGAUCACAUCUGUUACUUUCGAUCGUUUUCUUAUAUUUCUUCAUUGGAUUUGUGAUCGCUGAGCUUAAUGUUAAGUAUUCUCCGUUCCAUACCUAUCUAAGUCACUUUAAGUUUGUGGACUAAUGUUGUUUUUAAAAACCCAUGUUUCAGUUCCAUAUGUCGGAACGGAACAUAUUCUAUUUAAUCAGCCUUUAGGUUAAGCUUUGUGGUAAUUGAUUUUUUGUCGUAAGUAUAUGUACCACUCAAACUUUUCUAUACUUAUUAUUAUUAUCCAGUUAUAUCCUCAGUUAUACACCUCACAAAAUGGGUCAUUUUUGAUGCCUCGAAUUUCCUAAACCUCUUGUCCGAUUUAAGUGAUUUUUUAUAGCCUUAUUCUUGUAACAAUAUCGCUGUAAUAAUAUUGGUUCUAGACAGAUAAAUUGUCAUUGUAUACCGGGUGUACCAAUCAAACUGUGAUUUUUUCUCAAAGUUCGCCACACUCUGUGGAAUAUUCUAGCAUUUAUAAAUACUGAAAUUAAAAUCCAACUAUAGCCUCAAACCCAAACACCACAGGGUGUUUUGAACUUUGAGAAAAAAACACCGUUUGAUUGGUACGCCUGGUAUACAAUGACAAUUUACCUGUCUAGCAACAAUAUUAUUACAGCGAUAUUGUUAUACUAUAAUAUAUUAAAAAAAUCACCUAAAUCGGACAACAGGUUUAGAAAAUUCGAGACAUUAAAAAUGACCCAUUUUGUGGGGUGCCCGUUUUUCGUGCCGGUCAGUGUAUAUAAAAGAUUCGUUGUUUAUAUAUUCAGUUUUUGCUAGAUUUAUUUUUAAUCGUAUUUAUAAUAGCAUUUUCUUUUGGUAUUAGCGAAACAUCAUCGGAAAAUCUUAAAUGGUUCAGGUUUUCGCCGUCGAUCGUCACUCCUUUAUUUGUCCAUUCUAAAGUUCGAAACAUAGCCUCUAAAGUUAAAGUAAAUAGUUAGAGUGAGAUCGAAUCUCCUUGUUUCACCCCUCGCUACAGUUUUAUCUUUUCUAUUGAAAAUAUAGGUGAAUAUUAGUUAAAAUUAAACACUAUAAUCAGCCAGUACUUAAUAACAGUUCACUUUAACGAUGUAGGUGAGCUUACAAUAAAUACAUACAUUAUAAAUAAUCUAUAAAAUAUAUAUAAUCUACAAAAAUAUUGAAAUCAUAAUAAUCUCAUAAAUCUCAUACUUGU
Diabrotica virgifera virgifera (western corn rootworm) is the source of this 3417-nucleotide messenger RNA. RefSeq names its product glucose dehydrogenase [FAD, quinone]-like. NCBI's taxonomy places the organism in Eukaryota, Metazoa, Arthropoda, Insecta, Coleoptera, Chrysomelidae. Gene Ontology annotation, molecular function: ecdysone oxidase activity; flavin adenine dinucleotide binding. Bases 39 to 1898 code for a protein of 619 amino acids. The record is from RefSeq and is a predicted model, not a curated record. The transcript has 4 exons.